AGUCUACUUUGACUCAACGGUUUUAUCCUGUAGUUUUAUCAAUCGUAGGCCCCAAAGUAUCAUCCGCCAUGGCAAGUGUGUGUGCUGUGGUUGGCUGUGGGCCAGGCAUGGGGGGCAGUGCUGCGAUCCGCUUUGCAAAGGCUGGUUACAAGAUUGCAGGGAUGUGCAGAACAGCUGCUACCUUUCUGCCGACAGAGGAGAAAUUAAAGGCCAUGGGUGCAAGCUAUGGAUUCUAUGAAAUGAAUGCCACGGAGAAAAGCUCAGUGCAAGCAGCCUUUGACAGAGUCGCCAAAGAACUUGGCAAGGUUGACGUGCUCAUCUACAAUUGCGGAGGUGGCGGAUUUGGCAUUUCCAUUCUGGACAUUGAUCCUGAGACGUUCAAAAGCUCGUUCGAUGCCUCAUGUGUUGGGGCCCUGCUGUGCUCACAAGCUGUGUUGCCAGGGAUGUUGGCAUCUGAGGGCAGUGGAGAAUUUGCAGUGAAAAAGAAAGGAACAUUAAUCUUCUCGUCUGCAACCUCUGCAUUUCGCGGCAGCAGUGGCACUGCCCAAUUCGCUUGCGGAAAAUUUGCGCUGCGUGCUUUGUCGCAGUCCAUCGCCAAAGAGUUUGGCAAGCAGGGCAUCCAUUCAGUCCAUGUACGACUUGACUGUGUCCUGGAUACGCCGGGAUACCAGAAGAAGAUGCCCGACAUGUACGCAGCACACAAGAUGGGUUGUACGGAUGAUAUUGCUGAGACAUAUUUUGCGCUGGCACAGCAGUCGCCCUUGGGAUGGUCCAACGAGAUUGAUAUUCGCCCCUUUCAGGAGGGCUGGUCCUGCUAGCGCCUGAGUGGCAGUGGGCAGUGCUUAUUUGGCCGCGAGAUCGCAGUUCCUGGAAGGUCUGCCAUUUGAACUCGCAGCAUCUUUAGCUCUGAAAUGAAUGCCGACAGAUGAAGGCAAAUAGCCGACAUAUUGUGCAAAGGAGACGUGACAGGUCUCCAGAAAGGGCAUCGUGCAU
Durusdinium trenchii is the source of this 993-nucleotide messenger RNA. Lineage: Eukaryota; Dinophyceae; Suessiales; Symbiodiniaceae. The record is from the annotation of a GenBank genome assembly.